CCAUAAGGAAGUCAUGGAGGAGAAUCGUGGGAUCUUGGACUCUCUCGUUUCAGGUGGUGAUGAAUUGGAAAUGAAGAACAAGGGAGACCACAACGAAAUCCACAGAGUGGAGGAGCCAAAUCAGGAUUCAGAUUGUGGAGAGAGCUUCAGUCAGAGCUCCCAUUCCACUUCCCAUCAAAGAAAUCCCCUUGAGAAGAAACACUAUCAGUGUUUGGAAUGUGGAAAGAGCUUCACUCGGAGUGCCCAUCUCACUUCCCAUCGUAGAAUUCAUACAGGGGAGAAACCAUAUCACUGCUUGGAGUGUGGAAAGAGCUUCAGUCACAGCCACAAUCUCACUUCUCAUCGUAGAAUUCAUACAGGGGAGAAACCAUAUCACUGCUUGGAGUGUGGAAAGAGCUUCAGUCACAGCCACGAUCUCACUUCCCAUCGUAGAAUUCAUACAGGGGAGAAACCCUAUCAGUGCGUGGAAUGUGGAAAGAGCUUCAGUGAUAGCUCCUCUCUCACCUCCCAUCAAAGAAUUCAUACAGGGGAGAAACCCUUUCAGUGCUUGGAAUGUGGAAAGAGCUUCAGUCACAGGUACAGUCUCACUGCCCACCGUAGAAUUCAUACAGGGGAGCAACCCUAUCAGUGCCUGGAAUGUGGAAAGAGCUUCAGUCAGGUCUCCCAUCUCACUGCCCAUCAAAGAAUUCAUACAGGGGAAAAACCGUAUCAGUGCGUGGAAUGUGGAAAGAGCUUCAAUCGGAGUGCCCAUCUCACUUCCCAUCAAAGGAUUCAUACAGGGGAGAAACCCUAUCACUGCUUGGAAUGUGGAAAGAGUUUCAAUCAGAGGGCAAAGCUGUCUUCUCAUCAAAGGAUUCAUACAGGGGAGAAACCCUAUCCGUGCGUGGAAUGUGGAAAGAGUUUCAAUCACAGGGCCAAGCUCACUUCCCAUCAAAGGAUUCAUACAGGGGAGAAACCCUAUCAGUGCGUGGAAUGUGGAAAGAGCUUCAAUCAGAGUGCCCAUCUCACUUCCCAUCAAAGGAUCCAUACAGGGGAGAAACCCUAUCAGUGCGUGGAAUGCGGAAAGAGCUUCAGUCAAAACCGCAGUUUCACGUCCCAUCAAAGAAUUCAUACAGGGGAGAAACCAUAUCAGUGCGUGGAAUGUGGAAAGAGCUUCAGUCAUAGCCACAAUCUCACUUCCCAUCGUAGAAUUCAUACAGGGGAGAAACCAUAUCUCUGCUUGGAGUGUGGAAAGAGCUUCAGUCACAGCCACAAUCUCACUUCCCAUCGUAGAAUUCAUACAGGGGAGAAACCAUAUCUCUGCUUGGAGUGUGGAAAGAGCUUCAGUCACAGCCAUGAUCUCACUUCCCAUCGUAGAAUUCAUACAGGGGAAAAACCCUAUCAGUGCAUGGAAUGUGGAAAGAGCUUCAGUCAAAACCGCAGUUUCACUUCCCAUCGUAGAAUUCAUACAGGGGAGAAACCCUUUCAGUGCGUGGAAUGUGGAAAGAGCUUCAGUCACAGGUACAAUCUCACUGCCCACCGUAGAAUUCAUACAGGGGAGCAACCAUAUCAGUGCAUGGAAUGUGGAAAGAGCUUCAGUCAGGGCUCCCAUCUCACUGCCCAUCAAAGAAUUCAUACAGGGGAAAAACCCUAUCAGUGCCUGGAAUGUGGAAAGAGCUUCAUUAGAAAUGCCAAUCUCACUUCCCAUCAAAGGAUUCAUACAGGGGAGAAACCCUAUCAGUGCGUGGAAUGUGGAAAGAGCUUCAAUCAGAGGGCCAAGCUCAUUUCCCAUCAAAGGAUUCAUACAGGGGAGAAACCCUAUCACUGCUUGGAGUGUGGAAAGAGCUUCACUGAUAGCUCCUCCCUCACCUCCCAUCAAAGAAUUCAUACAGGGGAGAAACCCUAUCAGUGCGUAGAAUGUGGAAAGAGCUUCACUCGGAGUGCCAAUCUCACCUCCCAUCAAAGGAUUCAUACAGGGGAGAAACCCUAUCAGUGCGUGGAAUGUGGAAAAAGCUUCAGGACGAGCUUUGAACUCACUUUGCAUCAAAGGAUUCAUACAGGGGAGAAACCCUAUCACUGCUUGGAGUGUGGAAAGAGCUUCAGUCACAGGUACAAUCUCACUUCCCAUCGUAGAAUUCAUACAGGGGAGAAACCAUAUCACUGCUUGGAUUGUGGAAAGAGCAUCAGUCGCAGCCAUGAUCUCACUUCCCAUCGUAGAAUUCAUACAGGGGAAAAACCAUAUCACUGCUUGGAGUGUGGAAAAAGCUUCAGGAUGCGCUCUGAACUCACUUCCCAUCAAAGGAUUCAUGCAGGGGAGAAACCCUUUCAGUGCAUGGAAUGUGGAAAGAGCUUCAUUAGAAAGCACAGUUUCACUUCACAUCAAAGAAUUCAUACAGGGGAGAAACCCUUUCAGUGCUUGGAAUGUGGAAAGAGCUUCAAACAGAGGGCUCAUCUCACUUCCCAUCAAAGGAUUCAUACAGGGGAGAAACCCUAUCAGUGCUUGGAAUGUGGAAAAAGCUUCAGGACAAGCUCUGAACUCACUUCCCAUCAAAGGAUUCAUACAGGGGAGAAACCCUGUCAGUGCCUGGAAUGUGGAAAGAGCUUCAGUCAGAGGGCCAAGCUCACUUCCCAUCAAAGGAUUCAUACAGGGGAGAAACCAUAUCAGUGCUUGGAAUGUGGAAAGAGAUUCACCUGGAAAAUAAGCUUCACUUCCCAUCAAAGAAUUCAUACAGGGGAAAACCCCUAUCAGUGUCUGGAAUGUGGAAAGAGCUUCACCAGGAAAGAAAGUCUCACAUCCCAUCACAAAAUCCAUACAGGGGAGAAACCCUAACAGUGCGUGGAAUGAGGAAAGAGCUUCAGUCAAAGCAAAAAUUUCAUUUCCCAUCAGAGAAUUCACACAGAGAAUUCAGUGCCAAGAGUGUGAUCGGAGGGAUUUAUGAAAGUUUGGUCUCAUUUUUAAAGUUCUUAACACAAUUGGAGCUCUUAAAAGGACUUAGAGCUCCCUGAAAAAGCUAAAAUCAAGACAGGUUUGGAUAAGUUCGUUUCUCUUUGAAGGAAAAUAUUUCUUCUACUCUGAGCCACUUAAAGAGAAUUGGAUUCCUGCAAGACAACCACUCUUAUCUGAACGUCUAAAUUGCUAUGUCCUCUUGGACACAUUUUUUAUUUUUUUAUUUUUUAUGGUUCCUCUCUUAAAGUAAUUAUUUGGUUUAUUUGUUUAAUUGAAAUCUUAAUUUGAGAAAUUGGAUUUUAUGUUGAACAGCUUAUGUGUGUUGGGUAUCAGGCUGGAAGGAAGAGGGAGGGCUGGAAAAAUGCAGGUAACAGGAUCUCUUGGGAAAGAGUUAUUCUGUGACCUUGACAAACUGAUAAGGUGCUGCUGGAAAAUAAGCUGCUUUGAGAACAAGGGAGAGGGAGGUUUUGAAUAUGGCAGUUCAAAAACAGUUAACACCAGGCCUGUGUUAAAUUUGGAGAAGCUAUUAGCCCGAAUUGAUAAAAAUCAUUAAAUAGUGACAAAUUUGACCACUAAAGUAGAGACACUGACAAAGAAAACAGAAGCACUAGAUAUCUCCAUGAAAGGAAGGGAGGAGAAGUCUGAAAAGCUGGGAAAAAAGACAAAAAAAUGGAAAUAAGAACAGGAGACGCUUAGGAUUGAUGUGGACGGUUUGGGUGGAAGAUAAGAGGCAAUUGCGGGCGCUUUGGCGGUUCUUGAGAUGAGACAGAAAGCCCAGCCUCUGAGACGGAGAGGAGGGAGGAGAGCAGGAUUUUAGCAAAGGUUUGAGCAGAGUGGCUGGGAGUGGAAGAGGAAUUCAUGGAGGAGGCGCCACUCUCCUCACAGCCAGGGGUGGUGGCUUUUGGGUAGAAAACCAAUGUGAAUAAAUCCCCCCAGUGCCACCCCCUGGCCGGUCUUCCUGUCUCCCUCUCCCUGUGCCCCCACCCUGCCCCAAUCAAAGUCCCAGCCAGCAGCUGCCCCUCCAGGCCUUCCUCCACCCAUCUUGGGGCCUCAAGGCAUGCGGGCAGAAUUUGGUGGGGGGCCAGGCUGGGCUCAGGGGUCUGCUUUCCUCUCCAUGCACUGGGAAGCUUGUCUACUAACUAAUGGAUAAAGAGUUGUUUGGAAGACUAAGCCCUCUCAACCCCCCACCCUGUUUUAAGGAAAACCCGCAGGAGGAGCGGGUAAGGGAGGCAGAACUAGGAAGUCCAGAAGUGACCGAGGCCGAGCAGCCACAGGAACCAGAACCACAACCAAGUGGACCAGCGGCGUCCAACCCAACGACCCCGUCACAACCGGCAGCCCUGGAACAAGAGCCAGAACCAGGAACCCCUACUGAAAGACACCCAAGACCACAAGACAUACAUAGGUGACCGGCGUACCUCAACGACUAGGAAUGCUAACCUCCUGGGCGCAACAGGGAACGUAGAGGGGAGGGGGCUUAUGUACUAAGCUUUGAUCCUAGAACAAAAGGCAAGUAGGAUCCUAGAAUGCAACAACGGAUUGGCCUGCAGGAAAAGACCAAUCAGGCUCCAGGAGGGAAGCAGAAUCAGCCAGUCAGACGGGACUGAUUGUGUAAAUAAUGUAUAUAACAGCCUGAGGUUGGGGGUGCAAUUAAAUCACUGCUUUACAAGCUGCAAUAAACAGCAUGAAAUCAC
Messenger RNA from Podarcis muralis (Common wall lizard), 4620 nucleotides. Lineage: Eukaryota; Metazoa; Chordata; Lepidosauria; Squamata; Lacertidae. The record is from RefSeq and is a predicted model, not a curated record.